CUUUCAUUUUCCCCUUUUCUACCAGUCAGACGCAGUCCAGCCAAACCAAAAUGCAAUUUCUGGUAUGAAACCACAAGGCUGAAAUGUCGUCAGGUUGAUGGGUUAUAAGCUCUUUGCCUGUCCCAUUUUCGAGCUCAUGGGUUUCUCAAACAACUGUAUCCAAUGAGGAUUCUUCUCUUUCCUUCGCUUUUCUUGAUACCCUUACUCCAAAUUUUAUCAGUUAGACAUGUUGUUCUCUUGGCCUCUGGUCAAUGUCUUGCAGAUCAGAGGUCCCUGCUGCUGGAACUGAAGAACAGUCCCACGUUCAACUCCACGAGUUCAACCAAACUGGCGCGCUGGAACAAUAGCAAGGACUGUUGCCUUUGGGAUGGGGUAGGAUGUGAUAGAUUGGGUCAUGUGAUCAGGCUGGAGCUUGAUAACCAAACCAUUUCUGGACUACUGGAGAAUUCGAGUAGUCUGUUCAAUCUUCGGUAUCUUGAGAGAUUGAAUUUGGCUUUCAACAGCUUCAGCUCUACUAUUCCCACCGGAUUAUUUAAACUUACAAAUCUGACAUACCUGAACUUGUCUGGUGCUGGUUUUGUUGGGCAAAUUCCGCGGGAUUUGGCUAGUAUGAGCAGGUUGGUUACUCUUGAUCUCUCAACCCGUUUUCCUGGAGUUCAGCCACUGGAAAUGGAGAAUCCAAAUCUACAAACACUUUUUCAGAACCUCUUGGAGCUCCAAGAACUUUACCUUGGUGGUGUCAAUAUUUCUGCUGAGGGGGGUGAGUGGGGCAAUGCCUUAUCAUCUUUACUCAAUUUAAGAGAAAUCAGCUUGUCCAGCUGUCGUCUUUCAGGUCCUAUCAGCUCAUCCAUUUCAGAGCUCCACUCACUCUCAAUCAUCAAUCUUAACAACAACAACCUCUCAGCUGCAGUUCCAGACUUCUUUGCAAAUUUCGCGAAUUUGACAUCAUUAAGUCUCAGCUCUUGUAAUCUGCUGGGAGAAUUUCCAAAGAAGAUACUCCGGUUGCCACUGCUGCAGGAUAUAGAUUUGUCAAACAAUAACUUCAUUACAGGCACUUUGCCGCGGUUUCCCGAGAGUGGAUCUCUCAAGACAAUAGUGAUUAGUUCUACCAAUUUUUCGGGUUCAUUACCAGAUUCCAUUGGUGUCCUUGGAGAUUUGUCAAGGAUAGAUCUGUCAAAUUGCAAUUUCACAGGACCGAUUCCAUCAACAAUGGCAAAUCUCACAGAACUGGUUUAUGUGGAUUUGUCAAACAACCAGUUCAACGGUUUAAUCCCGUCAUUUGGGAUGUCCAAGAACCUCAAUCACUUGGACCUCUCUCGCAAUGAUCUAACAGGCAACAUUCCUUCCGCUCACUUUGAAGGCUUUGCAAAUCUUUCCUUUAUUAACUUGGGAUAUAAUUCCUUCACUGGAAAAAUUCCACCAUCUCUGUUUGCUCUUCCAUCCUUGUGGAAACUCCAGCUUGCCAACAAUAAUUUCAUAGGCACAGUCGAAUUUCCCAGUGCAUCCUCCCCUUUCUUAGAUACACUUGAUUUGAGUGGCAACCAACUUAAUGGUUCAAUUCCAAUGUCCAUUUUUGAACUGCAAAGGCUCAAUGUACUCUCACUUUCUUCCAACAGAUUUAAUGGCAGUUUGCCACUUCAAAUUAUAAACGGGCUCCGAAACCUUACAACACUUGAUCUUUCUUACAACAACUUAUCAAUUGAUGCAAGCAGCGGUAAUUCAACCGUGUCCACCUUCCCUCAGCUCAGUGUACUGAAAUUAGCUUCUUGCAACUUGCAAAAGUUUCCAGGGCUAAGAAACCAGUCCAGGAUGAUCUAUCUAGACCUUUCAAACAACCAAAUUGCUGGAGAAAUACCUAGAUGGAUAUGGGAAGUUGGUGACGGAAGUCUUCAAUAUCUGAACCUUUCCUGCAAUCACCUAGUGGAUCUCCCCAUGAAUGCCACUAUGCCCAAUCUGUCUGUGCUUGACUUGCAUUCUAACCAACUUCAAGGUGAGUUUCCAAAACCACCAGAAACAGCUAUAUAUGUGGACUACUCAAGCAAUAAGUUCAGCAAUUCCAUCCCACAAGAUAUUGGGAACUCUCUUAUUUUUGCUGUUUUCUUUUCUAUUUCAAACAACAGCAUUUCCGGAGUUAUCCCUCGGUCCAUAUGCUAUGCAAGUUACCUCCAAGUUCUUGAUUUGUCUAACAAUGUUUUGAGAGGCAGCAUACCAGACUGUCUAUUCUACAAAAUGGAGAAUCUCGAGGUUCUGCAGCUAGGGAGAAACAAACUGGGUGGUAUCAUUCCAGAUAAAUUUCCAAUUAACUGUGUUCUCAAAAGUUUAGACCUUAGUAAAAAUGUUCUAGAAGGACGGGUUCCAAGAUCCCUGGUCAAUUGUACAUCGUUGGAAGUCCUCAAUAUUGGCAGCAAUAGAGUUGAAGAUACUUUCUCCUGCAUGUUAAAGAACUUGGCUAGUUUGCGGGUACUAGUUUUGCGAUCCAACAAGUUCUACGGAAACCUCAGCUGUUCAUUGGCCGAUGAUAGCUGGCAAAACCUUCAAAUCAUUGACCUAGCUUUCAACAACUUCAGUGGCGCUCUAUCCCCUAAAUGCUUCUCUAAUUGGAGAGGAAUGAUUAGCCAUGUAGAAAAUGGGCAAUCAGCACAGGACCAUCUGCAUUUUACUGUCUUGAAGCUUAGUAACAUAUACUAUCAGGAAACUUUGACGGUAACGUUCAAAGGACUAGAGCUGGAGUUUAGGAAAAUUCUGUUGAUCUUCGCAUCCAUUGAUUUUUCAAGCAAUGUUUUUGAAGGAAGCAUCCCAGAGACAAUAGGAGAACUCAGAGCACUUUAUCUUCUCAACUUAUCACAUAAUGGUCUCACCGGCACAAUCCCAAAAUCAAUUGGGAACUUGACCCAGCUUGAAUCACUAGACCUCUCAAUGAACCGGCUAAGUGGAAUGAUACCAGUAGAGAUUGCCAAUCUGACAUUCCUCUCAUCCUUGAACCUAUCCUUUAAUCAACUCCUUGGAAGUAUCCCCUGGGGGCGCCAGCUUCAAACGUUUACCGAAACUUCUUAUGAGGGAAACAAAGGGCUGUGCGGCCCCCCUUUGAACUUCAACUGCAAGGGCAAUAACCAUGCUCCGGUGCCUUCCUCUGUAGAUGCGAAUUCAGUGAUUGAGACUGGAUUUGAUUGGCAGUUCAUAUUCACUGGUCUGGGUUUUGGUGUUGGAGCAGCAGUUAUCGUUUGGCCACUAAUUGUCUGCAAGGAAGGGAGGGACUGGUCCGAUAAGCAUGUAGAAAGAAUUCUGCUGCUGAUUUUUCCAAGAUACAGGUUCUGUUACACCAGGUAUGAUGAAGGAAAGGUAAACGCAGUGGAGAAGUCGGAGGAUGAGUUCCUGGACGACACAGAAGAUUCUGAUGGAGAUGAAUUCGAGCUAGAACACGAGGCAUUUGGAGGUAAGUAUUGUGUAUUCUGCAGCAAACUUGACGUUCACAAAAAGAGAGCCGUACACAAUCCAAAAUGCACCUGUCAUACUUCGCCCAUAUUUUUUACUUCUCCAACGUCUUCUUCCUCUUUGUUAGUUCUGUAUCAUCAACAUUUUUGACAUUUUUAUUCUUUUUUCAAUGUUAUUGUACAUAAAACACACAGCGCAUUUCAACCCUUGAACGGGGAUGAUGACUGUAUGAAAAUUAAGAACUCUGAACAUUAAUUAAAUC
Coffea eugenioides is the source of this 3694-nucleotide messenger RNA. RefSeq names its product receptor-like protein 7. The coding region runs from base 163 to 3582 and encodes 1139 amino acids. NCBI's taxonomy places the organism in Eukaryota, Viridiplantae, Streptophyta, Magnoliopsida, Gentianales, Rubiaceae. Gene Ontology annotation, molecular function: protein binding. The record is from RefSeq and is a predicted model, not a curated record. The transcript has a single exon.